AUGAGUUCAGCAAUUCUUGUUCGAGAUCAUGUCGAAGAUAACGCAAUUACUCCUGCUCGUCCCAGAGGUCGUCAGAUCGGUCAAGUUGUUGCCCCAUACCGUUCCAGAGUACCCGUUAACGUAAUUGCAACUGAAUUAGACCAUUUAUCAGGAAGACCUGAGGAUACAGAAAGAUAUGUUGGUGAGGAACUCGGUGUUUUUCAAUUGGUUGAUCUCAAGUGUAAUGUUGCGGGUUGCCAAAAGGACAUGUAUCUCGGUGAGGAGGUGUCCAAGACCAACGGCCGUUUUUACAAGAAGCCUUUGUUUCGUGCUGGCCGAUUUUUUGUGUGCACCGUGCCCAACCGUACUACGGCCACCUUGAAACCUAUAAUCGAACGUCACUGCGAACCAAAUACCGUCAUCCGUUCAGAUGGUUGGAAGGGAUAUGACUUUAUGCAUCCCCCUGAUGUUCUUUUGGAGGAUGGAACCUACGAAAAUAACGAAGGCCGGUACCAAGAUGGUGAUUAUUACUUCAGACAACACCAAGUUGUCAAUCACUCAAAAAGUUUUGGUACCAAGGAUCAGGUUAAGGGUAACCAUACGCCUGGGUAUAUCCAUACCAAUGUUAUUGAAGGCAUGUGGGUGGAUUUAAAACGGUCGAUUGCUCCUUGCUACCGUAAUGAACAGUAUUGUGCGGAGAAACUUUUGGAGUAUCUGUGGAAAAAACAAAAUCCAAGCGUUUUGGAAGGGUUGAAUCGUGCGUUGAAGGAGGUAGUAUACCCUUCUGGUAUAGUAGGUCCAACUGCAGAGCUUAACGUACCGCAAUUGUUUACAAGAGGGGAAAAUGGACUCUCUCCAGAGCGCCAACGUCAGCAUGAAGCCCGCUUGGAAUCUCGUCGUGUUGCCUGGAUUCGACGCAAUCAGAAUGAAGCAGAAAAUGAUGCUAGCUCAUCCAGCAGUGAUGACGAAGGUCACUCGUCCAAUGGUAAUGCUUCCGAAGGCAGUAAUGAUUCUGACUGGAGUGGUAACGAAGACAAUGACAUGGGUGAGUGGAACGAAUCUGCUGCAGAUGAUCUUCCCGUUCAACAAGCCGAAGCCAAUCCAGAAGCAAGCCAAGACAAUCAGCGUAGAAGUGCAACUGCAGCAAGUGGUACAAGAAGAGCAACUAGAGCAACAGUCGCUUCCUCCCAGGUUGAGACCUCUUCAGCAUCAUCUGGUUCUUCCCGUAGUCGCUCCUCUUCUCGUGGCCGCCCAGCUUCCCGUCGUCCUGUUGGAAGACCAGCUGGGCCAAAUAAGCGGGUCAGGGUAAGUAGUGGCGCUGGCCCUGGUCGUCCCGCCGGAUCACGCACUCGGGUAGUAGCUAGCGAACCUACGCCUAUUGCACCAGUUGCACCAGCACCAAGACCAGUUGGUCGACCUCGUUUAGACAUUAGACCGCCAUCUUCAGCAGAAUCAUCAAUCCCAAGAACACGCCAUAACACAAGACCAUCUAGAAAAUAA
Molecule: messenger RNA, 1479 nt
Organism: Mucor mucedo
Lineage: Eukaryota; Fungi; Mucoromycota; Mucoromycetes; Mucorales; Mucoraceae
Exons: 3
Coding region: 1-1479 (492 amino acids)
Source: RefSeq, a predicted model, not a curated record